This is a messenger RNA of Cornus florida, 1471 nucleotides long. RefSeq names its product ethylene-responsive transcription factor ABR1. The transcript has 2 exons. Lineage: Eukaryota; Viridiplantae; Streptophyta; Magnoliopsida; Cornales; Cornaceae. Gene Ontology annotation, molecular function: DNA binding; DNA-binding transcription factor activity. The coding region runs from base 119 to 1288 and encodes 389 amino acids. Gene Ontology annotation, biological process: regulation of DNA-templated transcription; ethylene-activated signaling pathway. The record is from RefSeq and is a predicted model, not a curated record.
ACGGUCGGUUCAAGAAGCUUGCUUAAUGGGUUGUACGCUUUUUCAACUAGAUAGAAUACUUGGUAAUUAUAUCAUAUAGCCUAAUAUAGAGAGUGAUCCAAGUUACAUAUAUCUAUACAUGUGUCUUUUCAAGGUGGCGAAUCCGAGAAUAUCAGAGAGAGAUGGAGGAGGGAGAGGGAGAGGGAGAGGAAGAGGAAGAGGGCUUAAUGAAGAUGAGAAUACUAAUGGUGUGCUGUUGGAGUCGGCGGUGUUGCCGAUGUUUUCCGAGUUCAACAGAGAGCAAGAGAUGUCAGCUAUGGUGUCUGCUCUCACCCAUGUGGUGUCUGGUGAUCUGCAGGUGAGUACUGAUCAGGAGGUGGAGGAGGAGGAUGGUGGUGGUGGUGGUGGUGGUGGUGGUGCUAAUAAUAAUAUACCGGGUGUUGGAGCAAAGAGAGAACGCAUAGAGGAUGAUAUUGGGCAGUUAUCUGAAUCAGUUUCAAGACCAUAUUUUCAUCCAUGUGCUAACUUUUCACCAGGAGGCUCAUCUUCUAAUUUCAGAGUUACAGAAAGUCCUAGCACUAGGACAACAACAAACACACCACCAACAGAGAUGGCAUAUACAUACACUCCCACAUAUGACAAUAGUGAGUCCAAUUUAGGGGAGCCCAGGAGGAAAUACAGAGGAGUGAGACAGAGGCCAUGGGGCAAGUGGGCAGCUGAAAUUAGAGACCCCUACAAAGCUGCUAGGGUUUGGUUAGGCACAUUUGACACUGCUGAAGGAGCUGCAAGAGCCUAUGAUGAAGCAGCUCUCAAGUUCAGAGGCAACAAGGCCAAACUCAACUUCCCCGAAAACGUCAGACUCCGUCCACCACCGGCAGUUUCUCCGGCCACCCAGUUGCCCAUUUCGGAUUCUCCACAUACCCUUUUAUCAGUUUCAACGUCGGCCGAACCGAUUGUUCAUUCUCAAGCUCUGUACCAAAGGCAGAACCUUGCACAAACCUAUAGAGACUACACCAACUACCAUUCUAUGUUGGUUAUGAAUUCUGGUCAAUUUCAAGGACAGCCCGUGAGUUUGUUGGAGCAAAGGCGGUUGCCAACUUCAGUGGCUUCUCAAUUUCAAUCUUCUUCUUCACUUGGAUACUCUGUUUCAUCGUCUUCUUCUUCACCACCACCACCACCUUUUCCCCUGUUUUUGGCGGCUCAGCCGCCUCUUCAACUAAGGCCGCCAAGCAGUCAGAGUAGUUUUGCAGAAUUUCCGGUGACAGAUUGGUCAGAUUCUGGUCAUCAGCCUUCUUCUCCUUCAGGAUGAUCUCUCAAAUUUUUUUUUUUUUUUCAUUUUUUUUUUUUUUCCGUGAUAUUGUCAUUUCUAUUUUGGGUUAUUUUAGUAUCUGUUAUUCUUAUUUCUAUAUUGAGUUUGCUAUUCUGUUAUGUUUGAUCAGGUUCUCAUUAUUUGAAUGUAGUGUUUAAAUCAGGACCAUCAGACACUAAUAAC